This is a messenger RNA of Microplitis demolitor, 2242 nucleotides long. It is a transcript of the gene PIG-Z, whose product is annotated as GPI mannosyltransferase 4. Gene Ontology annotation, molecular function: alpha-1,2-mannosyltransferase activity. Lineage: Eukaryota; Metazoa; Arthropoda; Insecta; Hymenoptera; Braconidae. Gene Ontology annotation, biological process: GPI anchor biosynthetic process. The record is from RefSeq and is a predicted model, not a curated record. Gene Ontology annotation, cellular component: endoplasmic reticulum membrane. The transcript is spliced from 3 exons. The coding region runs from base 177 to 2225 and encodes 682 amino acids.
UUAUUUUGUACAUAAUAUAAAUAAUGGACAUUUAAAUGAUUUUAAAUGAGUUUCUAUUUUUAAAUUUUAAUUUAAAAAUUUAGUAACAUUGUAGUUUUUUAAAAUGCAAAUUUGAGGUAAAAUAUGUGACCGCGUAAUAAAUUGAUGUAAAUUUGAAUAAAAAAUCAAAACAAAAAAUGAAAUUAAAGGAUUUAUUAAAACGAUUUACUAAUGCACCGAAAAAUAAAUCUAGUCAUGAUGAAAAGCCACCAAAGAAACUGGAAAGACCAUUAUUUAUUUACUGGGCUCUUGCUGGAGUAAGAAUUUUGCUUACUCUGCUACCACAGACAGGAUACAUUCACCCUGAUGAGUUUUUUCAAUCAAUCGAAGUUAUCGCAGGCGAUCGUUUUGACAUCGACGUACACAGACCAUGGGAAUAUAAUGCAACAUUUCCGAUAAGAUCUGCGUUUGUAUCUCAGCUGGUAGUCGGAAUUCCUUAUUCAAUAAUAAAUGUACUGUCUCCUUACAUCUGGUACUACUUUCAAAUAAAUGUCAGAACGUCAUACUUCUUGGUGACUGUUCCACGUUUGACGCUGUGCAUUUUAUCAUUUACGUCAGACUACUGUCUGUACAAAUCAUGCCUAAUGAACAAACAAAAUUAUCGAUCGCGGUUAAUUAUUUACGCGAGUUCGUACGUCAUAGUGGUUUACGCAACACGCACUCUGUCAAACUCCAUUGAAUUAAUCCUGAAUACUUUAUUAAUUUACUACGUGUCUAGGUGCAUAGUAUACUCUGAGCAAGUAGUGAUCCAGAGCGAUCAUUUUAAAAAUGCUUAUGACAAAGCUCAGAAUAUUGUCGAACGUGUUAAAUAUUACAAACUGCGUGCAUCGCUUCCAUCGCACUCGCUCAAUCAUUGCCUAAUUAUCUCUAGUAUUGCAGUACUUGGUAUUUUCAACCGUCCAACAUUCCUCGCUUAUGCAUUUCCUACUAUUUUUUUCUGGCUCCAACGAGGACUGGGCUCAAGGAGUGUCAACCUCUGGGAUUUCCAUGUGCGCAUUCUCAUAUUUAUCUUAUGCGGAAUACCCGCUACUAUCUUCUUGAUAAUCGCAGACAGCUUCUACUUCGGUUACUUAACUCUCGGAGAAAUAAUUAAUCUAGACAUUGGAUUCAAAAAUAUCAUCGUUACACCUUUGAAUUUUUUAAGAUACAAUUCUGUUACUGAUAAUCUUGCUGACCAUGGACUACACCCACGGUUCCUUCACUUUUUAGUCAACGUACCUCUUUUAUUUAACAUUCUAGGCAUCAUUGGUCUCAUUGUUGGCUUGAAAAUGUGCCAUGGCAUCACUAAAAGACAGUGGUUGGAAUUACCACGGAUCCAAAGUAUUGAAAGCUUGAUGACCGCUUGCUUUAUAGUUCCCAUUGGACUGCUAUCAGUAUUUCCUCAUCAAGAACCGAGAUUUAUUAUUCCUACAAUAUUUCCUAUCGUGUAUCUCUACUCGCCUAUCAUUGAGAAAAGCAAUAAAAAAAUAGCGGCUUGUAAAAAUACAGAACAAGUCGUGCGAUUAGUACAAAAAAAUAUUGGAGUACGUAGACUGCAGUAUCUCUGGGGUAUAAGUAAUAUUCUACUGAUUAUUUUUUACGGAUUUCUCCAUCAAGGAGGAGUACUACCGCUGACGAGGCAUAUUGCCAAAGAAUUAAAGUCAAAACCAGAGCUUACACACAUUCAUUUAUUUACUUCGUACACUUACUCGCUGCCUACUGCGCUUUUACAAUUAAGAAACACUAAGAGAGUCUACAUGAGCUCAGAUCAGCACCGCUACAAACUGAAACAAGAUUUCUUUCUCUAUGAACAAGGAAGCAAGUCAAUGGCCCAUGUACUUGAGGAAAUAAAUCAUAAAAUGAGUGAAUGUGAAGCGAAAUUUAAAAAUGAUAAAAUUCCUUACAGACUUUACUACGCAAUGCCUUUGAAUUUGUUUGAUAAUUUUGUUAAUGAGCACAAUCUAGCUGUCAAUGGUACAAAUCAAUAUAAUUUUAGUAAUGUUACUGUUUUUUACCCGCAUUUGACAACCGAAAAAUUACCUCAUUUAAAUUUGUUAAGUGAUAUUGAAUUAUUUCAAAUUGAUAAAUUUGACGUUUAUUUUGAUAAAUUUGUCCCUUGUAUAUUUGAUCGUUUUGUUAAAUUUUUCAAAAACUUUGGCUUGUUAGUUGUUAGAAUUAAGUAUCAUAAAAAUAUUUAUAAUUUAUAAAACAUUAAUAUCAUGUA